AUAAAUUCACCUGCCCUUUAGUGCCACUAAGGACAAGGGGGGCAAAGCCCCCCGUUGGUAAGAGCCCAUUGGAAGUUAUGUGGUGAACCUGGAGGGAUUAUAUAUCUGCUGCAGGACGUUGUGGGCUGCUCUGCUGUCUGUUUGAAGCAGUGUUGCAGGAGGGAUGUCGGGUGUGGUGGCAGGUGUGUGGUGUCGCAGCGCCCUGGACCCCACAUUGCUGCUGGCUUUGCGACACAGCUGGCCCGGGACUUGUCUGAGGGCGGGAGGCAGGCGGGGGUUGGCGACUGCUGCCUGGGCACCACGAGGCUACCCACACCACCUGGAGAGAUGUUUGCUCCACCCAAGACUUACUUAUGUCAGAGAGUGGUGGAGAGGCCAGCAUGGGGGGGGAGGGUCGACGGAGGUCACACCGACACCACCAGCAGCGGCGGCCACAAAGCUCCCGCAGGGCUCAGGGACGGCGGUGACCCCAAGACUCAAGCCACCAUCCAUGUCAGAGAUGAGUAGACUCUUCGCCCUGGCCAAGCCGGAACGAUGGACCCUUGCAUAUGCCAUUGGUCUCCUCACAGUCUCCAGCAGCAUCACCAUGGCCGUUCCCUUCGCCCUGGGCCACGUCAUUGACCUCAUCUACACAGCCGGUGGUGUUGACGCUAGUGGCGGUGAGAGCCUCAAGCGGGUGUGUGUGCUUCUUUCGGGUGUGUUCCUCACAGGCGCUGCUGCUAACUUUGGCCGGGUGUACCUCAUGAAUAUUGCAGGGCAGCGCAUCACCAAGUCCCUGAGAGUGGCGGUGUUCUCCUCCAUUAUGCACCAGGAGACGGGAUUCUUCGACAACACAAAGACCGGCGAGCUUGUCAACAGGCUCUCCGCCGACACUGCCCUUGUCUCCCAGGCCGUCACUUCCAACAUAUCCGACGGUCUCAGGUCCUCCGUCAUGGCGCUGGCUGGUGUGGGCAUGAUGUUCUACAUGUCCCCUGAGUUGGCCAUGGUAGGGUUGUCCAUCGUACCACCCGUGGCUCUCUCAGCGGUGUUCUACGGGAGAUAUGUCAAGAAUAUUACGAGGAAAGUGCAGGACACACUCGCGGCAGCAACACAAGUGGCCGAGGAGCGAAUAAGCAACAUCCGCACCGUGCGCUCCUUCGCGGGUGAGAUGGGGGAGGUGGAGCGCUACCGGAGGAGGGUGGAUGAGGUGCUGCGGAUGACCUACCGGGAGGCCUUCGCUCGGGGGGUGUUCUUUGGCCUGACUGGACUCAGCGGCAACAUCAUCAUCCUGUCGGUGCUAUACUAUGGGAGCGGGCUGGUGGCGGAGUCAGCGUUAAGUGUGGGCCAGCUCUCCUCCUUCCUUCUGUACGCCGCGUAUGUUGGCAUUUCACUAGGAGGCCUGUCGGGCUUCUACUCCGAGAUGAAUCGCGGCCUCGGGGCUUCCACUAGACUGUUCCAGCUCAUCGACCGCAAGCCUGAGAUGCCUGUUCUUGGGGGCAUCCGUCUUGACUCGGCUACCUUUCGUGGUGAUGUCCAGUUCUCAGGGGUCAGCUUCGCCUACCCGAGCCGGCCCGACACACCCAUCUUCAGGAGCCUUGACCUCAGCGUGCCUGCAGGCAGUGUGGUGGCAGUGGUGGGGUCCAGCGGAUCGGGGAAGAGUACCAUCGGGUCACUGCUGCUACGUCUCUAUGACCCCCAGGCUGGCCAGGUCACGGUGGAUGGAGUGCCAGUGACCCAGCUUGACCCAUCGUGGCUCAGAGCUAACAUUGGAGCUGUCAGUCAGGAACCCAUGCUCUUCUCCACCACCAUCCGGGAGAACCUGCUGUAUGGCGUGGCGGACCCAGAGGCAGUGACGGAUGAGGAGCUCCUGUCCGCCGUCCGCCAAGCCAACGCUCUGCCCUUCAUCCAGUCCUUCCCUGAGGGCCUCGACACGCUGGUGGGGGAGAGGGGCAUCAUGCUCUCCGGGGGCCAGAAGCAGCGGAUAGCGAUAGCCAGGGCACUGAUCACCAACCCUCGGAUACUGCUGCUGGAUGAGGCGACCAGCGCCUUGGAUGCCGAGAGUGAGAGUCUGGUGCAGGAGGCGCUGGAGAGGCUGAUGGAGGGGCGCACCGUCAUCACCAUCGCCCAUCGGCUCUCUACCAUCAAGAAUGCCAGCCAGAUAGCCGUGUUGGACAAGGGGGCCGUGGUGGAGUUGGGGUCCUACUCGCAGCUCAUGGCUCAUCCGGGGGGAAUAUUCUACAAGCUGGUGGAGCGGCAGACCAUCACCAGCUGAGACCAAUGAGAACGUUCCGUCUUUUGUUCUUCCUAGUGUCAGCCAGGCCACUCUGGGAACACUCAGGUUAGAUAGAGGUGUGAGGUGUGGAGUCUGAAAGCUGUGAAUGGUGGGGGUACAUGAGGUGUUGUGUGUGGGUGUGGGUGUGCGUCUGCUCAUGAAUAGCCUGUGUGGUGCGAUAGCUGCUGACAUUGUGCUGUUGGAGUGUCUAUAAAGAGAGAAACAUCACUCCCCAUUAAGUGGAAGGGUAGAGUAUUAGAGUAUCAGGAAGAGGGGAAAGGCUGGGAAAAUGAAAGUGGAGGUUCUGCUUCAACGAGUCUCUUGAGGGAGAUCCAAAGAGAAGGGUUAGAGUAGAGAAUGGAGGUGAUAAAGAUCUUGCCACAGAAAGAGAGGGAGGUGAUCAGAAUCAAGUGAUAAAAAAUAGCAGGACCAAAUGGAUACAAAUUUUAGAAGUGUUGUGCAAAUACUAGUACUUAAUUAUUUUUCGGUGAUGGUUGUGCAACGGUAUCGUGAGAAUAAUUACGUACAUAUAAUUAUAAUGAUUGGUGUCCCCAAAUUGUGGGCCACCAAGUUAAUGGGACAAUUCCUGUCAUGAUAUUACUUACAGGCUCAGGGACUAACCUGUUGACUAAUAACUACCAGACUUGCCCGACUGUUUCCCUAUUCACCUCUCUUCAACACCUGCUUCUCCUCCCUCCUCACUCACCCUUCAUGGCUAACACCUCACCGUUAACAGCAUACGAUAUACUCAAGACUAGGCAUUUACGUAUUAUCAUUGUUACAAGCAGGAAAUAUAUUGUGAUGAUGUAGAGAGCGAGACAUUUUGAUGCGCUCUCUGGUUUGUGAUUGAAUGUAAAUAACCAGAUACAUAUUUUUCCUAAUCUGCAUCAAGCCACAGUGAAGCGUUCCCGUGGCUCAAUAAACAGACCAUACCGGUAUUAGAGAGUGUGUUGCAGAUUAACAAGAACAAAUAUAUGCAAUGUAAUAGGAACAUAAAUGCAUAAAUCACAUACACACAACAUAACACACACACACACAUCUUGCCAUUUCAUCAAAGAAGCCGUUGUUUUGUAAUAUUUAAUUUUCUUUAGUGAAGGUUGUGAAAGUAAAAGGGGCACUCUUUCAAAUACAAAAUAAGGCAUGUACACAAACUUCUGCAAGAGACAGGAGUAGACUAUCAUAAGUUUUGUAUUCUUGAAUAUAUGCAGCAAACUCAUGCCUUAUUCAGACUGACUUAUUAUGCACAAUUCAUGACACCAGUAGUCAAACACUUAGGUGGGUAUUUACCUUUUUGUGUUCUUUGCAUGCUCCUUGAUGUGAUUUCUUGUUGAUGCAUUGGCUAUAAUUAUGUAGAUGAUUAUUCCCUUCUGUUUCUUUAGUUAUGAUGUGUUCAUGCCUAGGUUUUAUUUAUUUCUUUGUAGGAUACUCUGCAUAAAGUGCACAUCUUACAUAUGAAUUAAAGUAGAUGUUUAUAAAACAUCAGCUACUUAGGUCUGGCAGGGUGGUAGUUGAUGCACCUGACCCACGGCUGUGACUAAAGUCUAGGCAUUGUGGCCUUGCUGGGCGUGCAGUGGGGCAGCGGUGGCAUCACUGGUGCAAUGAAUGAGUUUGGUUGUGGUGAGCCUGACUCAAAUUUCACAUAAAGACAUUUCAGGUGAUGUUCCUCUGAAGGAUAAAAUAACAUCAACCUCGGUGAAGAUGAAGAAUUUAAACAGCCAAUUCAUUCUUAAAUAUUGAGUAACAAUCUCCCACUUUUAGAGCACUGCACAUCACAAAUGAUGGUGCAUAUACACAUGGCAGCUCAAGUCAUUGUAAAAUACGAGGCACAAUCUGUUUGGAGCUGUUGUUUCUAAUUUAAAUUAAUUGUUGAUGAGUUUAUAACUUUUCAAAAUUUGCUUUAAGGAAGAGCCACAUAAAUAUGGCCUAAAACUUUUAUGCUUUAAUUUAUUACAAUUUUCAGAAAGUCAAGUAGACCUGAUCAUUUAAAAUUAUUGGAAAAUGUUAGUUCUGUUUUUAUAUGUUUAAACCAAUCACAAUGCUUUUUAAGUGCAUUUCACACACACACACACACACACACACACACACACACACACACUUACUCACAGUUGUACAUCAUUGUACACUUCCCUUCCUGCCUCUUUCUUUCACACAUGCCUCAGUCCUAUCAGUCUAUCUUAUCAAUGACUUCCUAUACUCCCCUUCAGAGACCAUCCACCCUUCAGUAUGACUAAUAAACUAUCUAUUCACAAACUCAUUGUUCUUUUUGUGGACUUUUCUAUGUAUUAUAAGAAUAAUCACAGACAAGAGCAUAGAAUAUAUUAGGAAAAUUUAUUGACAGUAGCACACUAAACAAAGAUGUCUCAGAAUGAAACAUUUUUGAACCAUGUAGUAUUAGAGUACACUGAAGAGACAGCAGACAUAAUACAUGGAUAUUUUAGUGUGUAUGUGUGUGUGUGUGUGUGUGUGUUUUGCAUGUUUUUAAGUUUACCAUACACCCUGUUGUUGUUGUUAUUGUUGUAUUUAUUUAGUUAUUUAUGCAUUUUGUUUGUUUUUGUAGUAGCUUUAUGGUAGCUUGGUUAUGGGUUUGCCCAGAGGAGGCUUUGAAGGCACCAGCUGCAUAGCGGAGGGGAGGAAAGAAAGUUUGUCUUGUAAGACCACGUAUGAUUGUUGUCUUUUGCUUGCUGUCGGAGGUGCUUAUACGUAUAGACCUGACAUACCCUUUUGGCUCAUUAUCUCAAGAAAUAAUUUGUUACAUUUUCCAUAUUUUUCCCAUCAAAACAGAGCCUAAAACUCAGCAAUGUCUGAAGGAUAAGUGUUUGACUGACAUUCUUGUACGUAUUCAAAAUAUAGCUAUGUGAUGUAGUGGUUAGCUCGCCUAGCCAUAAAUCUGCAGGCCGUGGUCAGUCAGCACCUCCGGCUCACCCAGCUGUUCAUCUUCCCUUUUGGGGUGGUUGAUAAAUAGGUACCUGGGGGAAGGUAAAGUGGCAAAUUGGAUGUCACACUGGCUCAGUGUCCCAGAGUAGAGGUCUUACCCACCACGGGCCCAAGGUUCAAUGAGACUGAGAUGAACACUGUGGCCAGCUUUGCGUAUGUACCCAAAUUUACCUCUGCCUUGAGGGAAGGAGUGGUGUGAGGCUGAUAAUUUAUAAUUUAUGUUCACCUCUUGCUGCAAUCAUAAUUUUAUAUUUAUACAAAACCAGUGACAUUCUUCCAUUCUUAGUAGUGGCAAAUAGAAUUACUGUUAAGAGUCUUUUGAGCAGUGAGCCAGCAAGGGAGUGGUAGGUGUUAUUAGAGGACACUGACAGCUGAAAUAUAAAGGCCAUACCAUCCACUUGAAGCAAUUGGGAAACAUUCACCUAAUCAAUACUCACCAUUUCCAUGAGCACUCACAGCAGGAAAAAAAUAUAGUCUGGAAAAUUGAGCAGAGGUACAAAAUGAAUUAGUAUUGUCAAAGUAACACUUGAUUAUUGAACCUCAUUUUGACUAUCAUUCAUAUACUUCACCUCAAUUUUCCAGAGUAGUUUCUUUUAAUAUAAGUACUAAUUGGAAUGAUGUGCACAGAUUGGGAAACACACUCUUCCAAAGCUUAGAUUUUACUGGCAUUCCUGCAGACUGAAAACCACUCACCCAACCUUCAUCUUACCCUCUUGGUGUCUCUCUACCUGCUAUUUCUUCUUUGUGUCUGUCUGUCUGCCUCCUGGUCUGAACUCUACAUUAGCAAAACAGACUUAUUUACAGACAAGGUGGCAGGAUAAUAGGCAGACUCUCAUGCACAAUAAAAGCUAAUGAUGGUCUUUAUACACAGCUGACAAGACAUGAAAAGAACAUAAUACUGAAGACCAAAAGAAUUGUUUAUUUAAGAAAAAUGUAUAAUAGCUAUUUUUCCCGAUGGAUAUAUAGUAUAUUGUAGGUGCGAGUAAAUGAGAUGUAUACAUUCUUUAUAUUGGUAAAAUAAACAUAGUUGAUGAU
Molecule: messenger RNA, 6220 nt
Organism: Eriocheir sinensis (Chinese mitten crab)
Lineage: Eukaryota; Metazoa; Arthropoda; Malacostraca; Decapoda; Varunidae
Product: ATP-binding cassette sub-family B member 10, mitochondrial-like
Exons: 14
Coding region: 164-2251 (695 amino acids)
Biological process (GO): transmembrane transport
Cellular component (GO): membrane
Molecular function (GO): ATP hydrolysis activity; ATP binding; ABC-type oligopeptide transporter activity
Source: RefSeq, a predicted model, not a curated record